AUGGCUACCACGACAGUGACCGGCCAUGGACGCCGGUCAUCCAUGCGACAACCCGAAUUGCAAGUACCCAACAAGCCUUCGAUCGCCCCGCCGACAAGUAGUCCGAUCGACCAAUUUCCUCCCUACGAGGAGACUUUCGACAGCGCCGUGGGGUCUGGCAGGCCAAGCACCAACGCCUCGGUGAAAUACGCGCCCAGCGAGCUGUGGGAGCCGCGGAAAUCGGCCUUUUACUCAAGAGAGCAUGUCAAUGGGCCGCUGAGGAACCCGAAGCACCGGCCGCGGAAGAGUAUCAGCGAGGCCAUCACGACCAUUCGCACCCGCAAUGGCAGCGUGAGUGCCAAUGCGCAAGAACUGGCGGAGGCACUUCGGGCCCCCGUGUCUUAUCGCUUGAUAACCCUAUGCAUCAUUUGGUACUUUACCUCCGCUCUCACCAAUACAUCCUCGAAAUCCAUCCUCAAUGCCCUUCCGAUGCCGAUAACCUUGACCAUUAUCCAGUUCGCGUUUGUUUCGGCCUGGUGUCUGCUCCUGGUGUAUCUUUCUACCAUCUUUCCGCGGUUACGACAAAGUAUACCAGUCCUUAAACAUGGCAUCCGCUACCCGUCGCGUGAAGUGAUAUCCACUGCUUUGCCCCUAGCCGUGUUUCAACUGGCUGGCCAUAUCUUGAGUUCGAUGGCCACGUCCCAAAUUCCCGUCUCCCUCGUCCACACUAUCAAGGGCUUGUCGCCCCUGUUUACUGUUCUCGCCUACCGAGUGCUGUUUCGCAUUCGUUACGCGAGAGCUACCUAUCUUUCGCUGAUCCCUCUUACAGCUGGAGUCAUGCUUGCCUGUUCCACUGGAGUGUCGACAAAUUUCUUCGGAAUUCUCUGCGCAUUCGGCGCAGCGAUCGUUUUUGUGUCGCAAAACAUCUUCUCAAAGAAACUGUUCAACGAGGCGGAACGGGCCGAAUCUGAUUCCCAGUAUCCGGCACGACGAAAGCUUGACAAGUUGAAUUUGCUCUGCUACUGCUCUGGGCUGGCUUUCUUCCUCACUUUGCCUAUAUGGUUUGUCAGUGAAGGAUAUCCCUUGGUAUCCGACUUCGUGAACGAUGGUGUGAUUGCCCUAUCGGGUAAACAGGGAUCCCUGGAUCACGGAGCACUGAUGAUUGAAUUCGUUUUCAACGGCGUUUCGCACUUUGCGCAGAACAUUCUGGCCUUUGUGCUUCUUUCCAUGGUGUCGCCUGUGUCCUACUCGGUUGCUUCUCUGGUGAAGCGAGUUUUCGUCAUUGUUGUGGCAAUUGUUUGGUUCGGAAGCUCAACAACUCCUAUCCAAGCCGUUGGCAUUGCUCUCACCUUUGUGGGACUUUACCUUUACGAUCGCAACAGCCACGAUGACGUGGCGGAUCAAAGAGCGAAUGCCGACCAUUUCCGAGCGCGGGAGACUAUCUUGCCAAUGAAUGUCCGACACUCGAGCAAGCCAUGGGAUUCCAAUGGCUACGCUUUUCCGGCAGGACGCUCCUUUGAGAGCGCCAAUGGAAACUCACACGCCGCCAAUAGCUCGAAGAAGGAGGACGAUGGUCCAGGGCGUGUACGAGCCCGAGGUACCAGCGUUUCUCGGACCUGGCUGCCAGGGACGAAGCAAGAAUCGACAUGGCAGCCCUGCGACACUCCAACGGUUGCAUAG
This is a messenger RNA of Penicillium argentinense, 1659 nucleotides long. Its product is annotated as putative ER to Golgi transport protein (Sly41). Gene Ontology annotation, biological process: phosphoenolpyruvate transmembrane import into Golgi lumen. Gene Ontology annotation, molecular function: antiporter activity; phosphoenolpyruvate transmembrane transporter activity. The record is from RefSeq and is a predicted model, not a curated record. Lineage: Eukaryota; Fungi; Ascomycota; Eurotiomycetes; Eurotiales; Aspergillaceae. The coding region runs from base 1 to 1659 and encodes 552 amino acids. The transcript is spliced from 2 exons. Gene Ontology annotation, cellular component: Golgi apparatus; endoplasmic reticulum.